This is a messenger RNA of Acanthoscelides obtectus, 2592 nucleotides long. Lineage: Eukaryota; Metazoa; Arthropoda; Insecta; Coleoptera; Chrysomelidae. The record is from the annotation of a GenBank genome assembly.
CGCGUCCGAAGUCGACUCCGACCUCCCUCCCCACGCCAAGCCAGUCCCAGAAUGGCGUGGUUUGUGCUUAGGUCGGCCAGCCUGUGACCGCCGAAUUUGCUGGUUUCGUUUCGCGCGUUCUGACAUCAGGCACCCGCCCAGUGCCCGCGAGACCCAUUUUCCAUCUGGUUAUCACCCCCGAGAAACACCCAACAAAGGAGCCCUUCUGGACGUCCACCUCGGUAGAGAAAGGAGGCAUCAUCCACGACCACGUGAAUGCUGGAAUAAGCGGCUGGUACGAUAUGUGCUUGGACAAUAAUGACCUCUGAAGUGCCGGAUGUGCAAGUGGAGUACGUAGAUAGCUCUCCACCGGAACAUCAACAGCAAGAAGAGUCCACCGAUUCACCAAGUCAGCCUCCCGCUUCAAGCUCGGGUCCAACACCUUCUCCUUUGGCAUUGCUCGCAGCCACUUGCAGCCGCAUCGACAUGAUGGCAACCUCGCAAGGAGCAGUCAAAACGCAGCAGCAGCAAGUACAGCAGCAACAGGCUGCUCAGCAACAAGCAGCAGCUCAGCAACAAGCUCAGCAGCAGGCGCAACAGCAGCAACAGCAACAACAGCAACAGCAAGAAGUCAAAGGUGUCACAGUGACGGGAGGUACUCCGCAGGUGGUGAGCGUACCAGUUGGUCUGCAACAGCAGCUUCAGCAACAGCUGUUACAGCAGCAAGCUGCAGCUGCUCUGUCUGCAGGGAAUCUUGCCUACAAUGUGAUGCAGCCGAUGCAAACUAUCACUGUUGAUGGACAGGAAGCCCUGUUCAUUCCAGCUAUGUCUUUGGCAGCUGCCAGUGGACAACAGCCACAACAGCUAUUCAGUCCUGGUCAAAUUAUCCGGGCGCCAAGUGUCUUGCCAGCAAAUAUCCAAAAUUUGCAGAAUUUGCAGAAUCUUCAGAAUUUAUCUCAAACAGUUCAACUUUCCAAUGGCCAAAGUGUCACUGUGCGACCUUCAAUACCUCAAAUGGUGCAGUUCCCGAUGCAGCAAACCAUACCGAUUCAGGUCCCGAUAUCCGCGGGCAACGGACAGACCGUCUACCAGACGAUCCACUUCCCUGUCCAGCUAGCAGCAACGUCCGCCGCCAUCCCGACUGGUGUCAUCCAGACAGCGGGCACCGCACAGCCUCAAUUCGCCAGCGUGCUGACACCUAGCGGCCAGAUCCAGCAACUGCAAAUCGCCACGUCGGUUGCGGCGGCCGCCGCGCAAGCGCAGCAGCAACAACAGCAGCAACAGGCGGCACAGCAACAAGCGCAGCAGCAGCAGCAGGCGGCGCAGCAACAGGCAGCCGCGGUUGCUGCGGCUGCUAACGCUGCGCAAAGUGCGGCUGCGCAGGUUGCACAAGUAGAUGCCAAUACUCAAUUAACGUUUACGGGUCCAAAUGGGCAACAGUACACUGUGAUACCGGCUACCAACCUUCAACAAGUGAGGGGUGCCUUAGGAAAUCUUAGUAAUAUCAUACAAGUGCCUAAUAUACAAACCAUACCAAAUAUCCAGAAUAUACCAGUUUGUAUACCUGGACUUGGUAAUGUACAUGUGAUAACCCAACAAGCUGCUACAGCAGCACCUCAGAUUGCAGUAGGUCAACACAUUCAACAAGAUCCUAAUGACCCCAAUAAAUGGCAGGUAAUCCCAAACGUAGCUGCAGCUACGACAACAGCCAUCCCUCAAAUGACAACAAUCGCUCCAGCCAACAACGCGGCGACAACCGGAGUUGUCAUGACAGCGCAGUCGCCGACCAAUGACAGCGAAGACGUCAACGCGCACGGGGGAGACGGGGAUGGCAGUAACAAGCCGAGGGUCAGACGGGUAGCCUGCACGUGUCCAAACUGUCAAGAGGGGGAGCGGCACACGGAUAGGAAAAAGCAGCAUAUCUGUCAUAUACCAGGGUGCAACAAGCAGGUUUAUGGAAAAACGUCUCAUCUGCGUGCCCAUCUGCGCUGGCACACAGGCGAAAGACCGUUCGUGUGCACGUGGUUGUUUUGCGGAAAGCGGUUCACGCGUUCUGAUGAGUUGCAACGACAUCGACGAACGCAUACGGGAGAGAAAAGGUUUCAGUGCAACGAAUGUAACAAGAAAUUCAUGCGGUCAGAUCAUCUCUCCAAGCACUUGAAGACGCAUCAGAAGAAUAGGGUUACGGAGCCUGAGAGGGGUGAGCUGACGGAUCAAGAAGAGGACGAGGAAAUGUGGGAAGCUGAAGUAAGUACCCAACCUCAAAUGGACAACCCAGGUACACCUCAAGGCGCCCAAACUGACAUGAAGCCUGUAUGGAUUACAGAUAGCAAGAAUAAUAUUAAAUAUGCCAUUACGCAUGUUAACUACUCACAGGAAGCAGCAACGUCAACACAGUCCGCAUCGUCAGACAGCUCGAGCAACGAAGAGAAAAUGAUGAUUACUCUGAGUACCUCAGAGGCAGAUGAGCUGAUCAUAGCCGAUCCGCUGGACAGCUGAGCCCCAGUUUAUAUAAUGGACCCUGUUGAUUUAAAUAUUUGUUGAUGCUCCACUUUGUACAUACUGUAAAGAUUUUAUAAAUUAUUAUGAAAGAAUAUAUUUUUGCAUUAGUCA